This is a messenger RNA of Betta splendens (Siamese fighting fish), 4208 nucleotides long. It is a transcript of the gene lmnb2, whose product is annotated as lamin B2. Bases 214 to 1953 code for a protein of 579 amino acids. The record is from RefSeq and is a predicted model, not a curated record. Lineage: Eukaryota; Metazoa; Chordata; Actinopteri; Anabantiformes; Osphronemidae. The transcript is spliced from 13 exons.
UGCGAGACAGGAAACGCUGCCUGCUUUUGGCGCGGUCUUGUUAGCGGUAGCAGCCAUUUUGAGAUCACAUUUGUUUCAGAUACUGAGACAUUGCAACGCCGUAAGACGUAGUAUUGAUGUGGAUGCCGUUAAUUUCUGGGUCUACGUUUAACGAAAUCAAGAGCUGUGUUUUGUAUUGCUCACAGGGCGUUAAAGCUUAGUCGGGACUACUGAAUGAUCACUAUGGCGACUGUUACUGCUACUCCAAGUCGUGAAGCUGGCCGAUCGGCGGCCUCUACUCCUCUUUCCCCGACCCGGAUCACUCGUUUACAAGAAAAGCAUGAUUUACAGCAUCUAAAUGAUAGGCUGGCCGUAUACAUAGACCGUGUUCGGGCGUUGGAACUGGAGAACGACCGACUGAUGGUCAAGGUGUCAGAGAAAGAAGAGGUGACUACUAGAGAGGUGACUGGUUUAAAGGCUCUGUAUGAAGCAGAGUUGGCAGAUGCUCGACGGGUUUUGGAUGAAACCGCUAGAGAGAGAGCCAGGCUCCAAAUUGAUCUUGGCAAAGCUCAGGCUGAGCUAGAAGAAGCCACGCGCAGUGCCAAGAAGAAGGAUGGUGAUCUUGGCACAGCUAUGUCCAGAGCCAGUGGUUUAGAAAGCCAGCUGAACAAGAGUGAAGCAGCACUUUCUACAGCUUUAAGCCAGAAUGCUGCAUUAGCAUCUGAGCUUGCUGAGGUGAAGAGUGACUUGGCCAAGGCAGAGGAGAGCCAUGGUGUUGCUAAACGCCAGCUGGAGGCAGAAACACUCAUGCGUGUGGACUUAGAGAAUCGUUGUCAGUCACUCAUGGAAGAGUUGGAGUUUAGGAAGAGCAUGUUUGAAGAGGAGGUGCGUGAGUCUCGGCGUCGACAGGAACAAAGAAUUGUGGAGGUAGACUCUGGAGUGAGACAAGACUAUGAAUUCAAACUUGCUCAAGCUUUACAGGACCUAAGGAGGCAACAUGAUGAACAAGUCACUAUUUAUAAGGAAGAACUAGAGCACACCUUUCAGGCAAAGUUGGAUAAUGCAGUGGUCUCAUCGGAGAUCAAUGACAAGGCAAUGAGCACAGCCAGGGAAGAGCUACAGGAGUCCCGUAUAAGGAUAGAGAGUCUUGGAUAUCAGUUGAAUACCUUGCAGAAACAGUUGGCUGCAUCAGAGGAUCAUAUUAGAGAGCUGGAGGAAAUUAUGUCAGCAGAACGAGACAAGCACCGCAGAGCUAUUGAAGCUAAAGAGCAGGAGAUGAGCGAGCUGAGAGACAGAAUGACCUCACAGCUCAGUGAAUACCAGGAGCUGCUGGAUGUGAAGCUUGCCCUUGAUAUGGAGAUAAAUGCAUACAGAAAACUUCUGGAAGGAGAGGAGCACAGACUGAAGCUUUCCCCUAGCCCAUCAACUCGGGUCAGUGUUUCGAGAAUAACAGGGUCCUCAUCCUCUCGGUCCUCUAAAAGAAAGAGGGUGGAUGUGGAGAAUAAGGAUCUGUCUGAAGAAAGAUCAGAAGACCAGCUCCUGCUGUCAGAGGAGGCCACAGCUAGCGGAGCAGUCAGCAUAUCACCCACUGACAUGGAUGGAAAUGCAGUAACAUUGACUAAUGAUACUGAGCAGGACCAGCCUUUGGGCAACUGGAGGUUAAAGAGGCAAGUUGACAACAGUGAUGAGGUUAUCUACAAGUUCUCCCCAAAGUUUGUGCUCAAGGCUGGAAAUUCAGUGACGGUGUGGUCUGCUGAUGCUGGUGUGGCACACAGUCCACCAUCUGAUUUGCUGUGGAAGAGCCAGGCUUCUUGGGGCACAGGAGAUUACAUAGUGACCACCUUGAUCAACACACACGGCGAGGAGGUGGCCAAAAGAAGUGUAACUAAAACCCAAGUGGAGGUGGAAAAUGGAGAAGAAAAGGAAGCAAUACAAACAGGGAAGGUGCAGUCAAGAGAGUGUAUCAUCAUGUAAGGCUUUUGAUGGCUUUUUUCUACCCAGAGCCUCUCAUUAUAUAGAUAUAUCUUCUUUUUUCUCCUGUUUGAUGUUUUCAUUGUUUUAGCUUUUGAAUUGGCUUCAUUUAUCCUGUACCAAUAUCCUCUUCCAUUGAUUGAUCAGAUUUAAAAAAAAUUAUUCAAGGUAGUGUUGAGAUACUAAAAACACAGACAAGACAGAUGGUCUUUGGUACUUUUCAAAUUAUUUUUUUUAUUAUUGUUACUCAGUUAACUUUGUGACAAAACACAUUUUUACUAACUAAUGUUGGUUACUUUAAGGUAUUUUGCUUGAGCCAAAUCAUUGAGUUGAACUUAAACAAGCUGUGUAUGAGAGACUUUACCUUUAAUUUGGUAAUCAGUUCAUUUUUGGGAAAACCUGCACAAUGGCCAACCGCAAAUUACCCUGUAAUGGGUUCAUCCUUUAUUUUAAUGGCUUUCAUGGCAGCCUUUUAGUCUUGUCAGACAUGUAAGCUGUUUGAUUUCUGUGAUGGGACUGCCAGAUCCUAUUUCUGAACUUUUUAGGCUAGCUGCUCUUAACACAGUGCAGUGAAAAUGUCUCCCCUGCUUAAUAAUCACAGGAGGCCACAGCUAGCAGAGCAGUUACUGUAUGACAACAUGUCACAUGUCUGGCUUUUAUAAUGUCCCUUAUGACCAAUAGUAUUUAAAUGUGUACUGUUGGUAUACUACUACUUUAAACAUAAAAUAUGCAAGUAUAUUUUAAAUUUCUUUUAUGUAUUGUAUAUCAAAUAUUUUACUAAACAUAUAUCCAAGUGUACUGUGUUCAAAUUUUAAAGUAAAAGUGGCUCUAAGUACUUAGGACAGCUACACUUAACGAAGUUUACUUGGUACACUGAAAAAAAACACUUUCCAACCAUUUGGCAUGCGAUUGUAUUUUUUUAACUUUACAAUAAAAUGUCUGGAGUUUGAUUCCAGUUGAGGUUCUGUAUAUUAUAUUGUUAAAAGCAGUGAAUGUUAUAAACCUAAAAGCAGAAGAAUAACCAAUCAGAACUGAUUUGUCACUUCCUGUAGUAAACGGUAUAAUGUGAUUUACCGCUAAUGGUUCAACUAAAUUUAAGGUUUAGUCUAAUUUGUAGUUUACUCGCAAGUUCCCUUUUUGUAUUUUGAAGUAUACUUAAACUAUGUGAUACAUUAUUACAUCACUAGUAAACUUGAAUAACAUCAACAAGUGUAGUUCAAGUAUGCCUUUUUGUAAACUAAAAUGGGGGCUAGUGUUACAAAAAGUACAGCGUACACUUGGGUCUACUAGAGUUACUUCUAUAAGGAGUCUAUAUAGAUUCUCCCUUAAUCCAUUAAGUACUCUUUUGUCAGGACUGAUAUAUUAAAUUGGCAGCAUUCUUUAAAUCUACAUAAAUUCUGUGAAGGCAACACUAGUGGAGGCAGCAUAAUGGCAUUUUAUGUAUUCUGUGCAUAGUCUGUGUGUUUACACAGUGCUAUUUAGCAAAAAUAGGUAUUCUUUGUUUUUAUGCUGUGUUUUGCUAUUCUAGUUAUUUUUUUGCCAUAAAGUACAUGAUUGCUUUUUUGAAUUAUAGAAUUUGUAGAGGGAUUGAGGUUGGGUGUAAAUAAUAAAAGAUAAAAUAGAUUUUUUUUUCUUAAUUGCAUGUUUCAAGAUUUUAAUGUCAUUUUUAACACUAUUUCUCUGUCGCGAGACCCACACAUUGGCACAAGCAAACAACUGUCUAGUAAUUGAUUCCUGACAAAUAUUUUUGCCGGCAGUGUGACCUUCCCAAAUUCAAAGCUGGCUUUUGUAAAUAUUUUUAAUUAAGUAAAUCAGUGCAUGGUUUAGCCACUGGACUUGUAAAUUCAUGAUUCAUUCCUGCUAAGUUUGCUUUAUGAAAAAUCGUUGAUGAAAGCUGGUCAGUGUACAUUUUACCUCUGCAGCUUUCUAUGGAUGUUGUGUAUAACAUAAUUGGGUUGCAGAGCUGCAUCAGACAUGAUUAGGAAGAGUUUUUUUUUGUUGCAUAUUGGUUUGCCUCAACAUUAGUUCUUUCAAAUCACUGUUAAUGUUCUGGAGGGACUGUAAACAUCUUGCAACGAGCGUGUUGUGUUAAAGUGUUAAUGACUUCAGUUCUGUUGUACAGUUCCCAGUCUAGUUCUGGGUUUAGUCACUUCAGGAGAGGUUUGGUUUAAUUACUAAAUGGGAAGGGGUGAGUCUGAUUAGACCUAAUUACCUUCUUGGACUUUUUUUACAUUCAAUAAAUGAUUUAUAUAAACACA